Messenger RNA from Empidonax traillii (willow flycatcher), 4576 nucleotides. It is a transcript of the gene PARD3B, whose product is annotated as par-3 family cell polarity regulator beta. Gene Ontology annotation, cellular component: cell cortex; apical plasma membrane; adherens junction. Gene Ontology annotation, biological process: establishment of cell polarity; microtubule cytoskeleton organization; cell adhesion. The record is from RefSeq and is a predicted model, not a curated record. Bases 31 to 3615 code for a protein of 1194 amino acids. Lineage: Eukaryota; Metazoa; Chordata; Aves; Passeriformes; Tyrannidae. Gene Ontology annotation, molecular function: phosphatidylinositol binding; protein binding. The transcript has 23 exons.
CGGGCAGGGCGGGCAUGGCGGCGCGCUGAGAUGAAAGUGACCGUGUGCUUCGGGCGGACCGGCAUCGUGGUGCCCUGCAAGGACGGGCAGCUCCGCGUGCGGGACCUGACCCAGCAGGCGCUGCAGCGCUACCGCAAGGCCCAGGAGAAGGAUCCAACUUCCUGGGUAAAUAUUCACCACCUGGAGUAUACAGAUGGAGGAAUCCUGGACCCAGAUGAUGUGCUGGCAGAUGUUGUGGAAGACAAAGAUAAGCUGAUUGCUGUUUAUGACGAACAAGAAACUCACCAUAAGACUGAUGGCACCAAUGGCAAUUUGACAGACAGAAACAGCCCAGACUCUUUUGAGACAGAGGUGGCAACUCAGCUGGCAGCCUUUCAGCCCAUUGGUGAGAUUGAAGUGACUCCUUCUGCCCUAAAACUGGGAACACCACUUCUAGUGCGAAGGAGCAGUGAUCCAGCUUUGGGCGCACCUGCUGAUUUCCCAAGUGCUUCUCAUCCCAGUGACCACAGCCUCAAGCAUGUCGUGGCAAGUGCUUCCCAGGCAUCCUUUCAGGAUGGGGAGAUGAACCUCACUGGACCCACAGAACUGUUGUUGGCUCAGAGGGCCCGACUCCCUGUCAGUGAAAUGACAAAAAUCGUGGAGAUUUCUGGGGAAGGUGGACCCUUGGGAAUACAUGUAGUGCCCUUCUUUUCAUCCUUGAGUGGGAGGAUGCUGGGACUCUUCAUCCGUGGUAUUGAAGAAAACAGCAGAUCCAGGCGUGAUGGUCUUUUCCAUGAAAAUGAAUGCAUUGUGAAGAUCAACCACACGGACCUUACAGAUAAAACCUUUGCACAGGCUCAGGACAUCUUCCGUCAGGCGAUGAAAUUUCAAAGUGUUAUCUUAGAAGUCCUUCCUCCCUAUAACCGAGAGCAAUACGAGAAGUCUGCUAUCGCUCCCCUUUUUCUGGAUAACGAAGAAGGAGUUCCAAAAGCAAAGAUACCACCUCCUGUUCAUCCAAAACCUGCUCUGAAAACAAUUAAUCUUUCUGGAGCAAGCAGCUUGGAGGCAGGUGCACAGGCAACGCUGCAACAAGCUAAGAGCCCCACCCUCCCCCGUCUGGGUAGAAAGCCAUCUUCUCCCUCACUGUCUCCCCUUAUGGGCUUUGGUAAUAAAAAAAAUGCAAAGAAAAUAAAGAUAGACCUGAAAAAAGGUCCAGAAGGACUUGGUUUCACUGUGGUUACCAGAGACUCUUCAGUACAUGGUCCUGGUCCAAUCUUUGUGAAGAAUAUUUUACCAAAAGGUGCAGCAGUAAAAGAUGGUCGUUUGCAGUCAGGAGACAGAAUCCUGGAGGUGAAUGGACGGGACAUCACUGGCAGGACCCAGGAAGAGCUGGUGGCUAUGCUGAGGAGCACAAAGCAAGGGGAAACCGUCUCUUUGAUUGUGGCUCGUCAGGAUGAGGCCUUUCUACCUCGAGAGCUGAAAGGAGAGCCAAACUGCAGUAUUUUUUCUCCAGAAGCCACAGAGCAGCUGACCUUUGAGAUUCCUCUGAAUGAUUCUGGCUCUGCUGGACUUGGUGUGAGCUUGAAAGGCAACAAAUCUCGUGAGACUGGAGCUGAUCUCGGGAUUUUCAUCAAAUCUGUUAUUCACGGAGGUGCUGCUUUUAAGGAUGGUCGUUUGCGAGUAAAUGAUCAACUCGUUGCAGUCAAUGGGGAGUCGCUGCUGGGCAAGUCAAACCGCGAGGCAAUGGAAACACUGAGGCGCUCCAUGUCCAUGGAAGGGAACAUUCGUGGGAGGAUCCAACUGGUAGUGCUCCGGAGACUAGAGGUGCAGACAGAGGAACGCUCAGACCAGGGAGUCUUUCAAAAAUCAGCCUUUGAUGGGAGUCAUAACUUUGCAGCUGCUCCCCGACGGAACGAUGCUGUUCUUCAGCAAUUCGUAACAUGCAGUCCUCAGGAGGGAAUAAAAGAGUUUUCAGUGUCUGAUCGUGGCAAUGGUGAAAACGAAACCCCUCCACCUCUCCCACCACAUCCCAGUGAGGAUCUGCUGAAUGAGAAUUAUAAUCAUAGCCCUUACAUAAAUUCAGCAGUGCAUUUAACAGAUCAGCACAUCAACUUCAGAUCUUUGACACCAGCCAAGCAGUCUGAAUCAAUUAAUCUGAAAGCCUCAAAAAGCAUGGAUCUGGUGGCAGAUGAAAGCAAAGUUGGUUUGUUGGCCGGACACAAAUCGGACUAUUCUGGCAAAGAUUUUGGCCCUACUCUGGGAUUAAAGAAGUCCAGUUCUCUUGAGAGCCUACAGACUGCCGUGGCUGAAGUUAGGAAGAACGAACUCCCUUUUCACAGACCCAGACCUCACGUGGUCCGGGGUCGGGGAUGUAAUGAGAGUUUCCGAGCUGCCAUCGACAAGUCUUACGAUGGACCUGAAGAUGGAGAAGAGGAUGGUUUCUCUGAUAAGAGCUCUCACUGUGGUCAAGAAGCUCAGAAUGUGGAAUCUGCCCCUCUGGGGAACCCUGAGACAGAAGAUGCAGAAAGCAAAGCAAAAAAAGAUAAAAAAAAUAGAGAGAAAGAGAAGAAAAAGGGCAAAUCUAAAAUCAAGGAGAAGAAAAGGAAAGAAGAAAAUGAAGAUCCAGAAAAGAAAAAGAAGAAAGGCUUUGGGGUCAUGUUGAGAUUUGGAAAGAAAAAAGAAGAUAGAAGUGGGAAAGCAGAUCAGAAUCCAAAGCAGGGCAUGCUUAAAGAGGAGGAGCUGGAGAAAAUGAAAGAUGAACGUGAAAGGAUUGGUGCAAAGCAUCAGGAGUUACGGCAGAAGCAACUGAGAGGCCUGAGUGAUUAUUCUACUGGUCCUGGAGGACCUGACAUCGAUGAUGAUGAGGUGGAUCCAAAUUAUGCCAGAGUAAACCACUUCCGAGAGGCUUAUCCAUCAGCAAGCAUCUACAGGCCAUCAUCACCAGCAGUAGCAGAAACCUUUGUAUAUCCACGUGAUUCUCCUUCAGCACCAAUGGAGAGGGAACAUUUGGAAGGACUGUAUGCAAAAAUAAACAAGCAGCACUACCCCCAGAUUUCUGGUGACAGUGGCUGUACAGGUAGUGGGAAUGCUGAUCGUAUCCAGAGGUUACGGAAGGAGUACCACCAGGCCAGGCGAGAAGGUUUACCUUUCUAUGAGGACGACGAAGGACGAACACAGCUGUCUGACUACGACCAGCGCUGGGUGCCUGGAAAGGGUCCAGAUGGGAGCUCAUACAAUCUUCACUUCGAGGGGAUGGAAAGGCAGUAUGCUUCGUUACCCAGGCGUGGACCUGCAGAGCCACUAGAAUAUUUAACAGGGCCACGAGUAACAUACAAAGAGAGAGAUCUUCCCUACUACCAAGGAGGACAGCCUGUUAUCCACCCAUCUAAGGGGAACCACAUCCGCGCACCGGACACAAGAGUGGCAGAAUUGAGGUACCCCCAGUAUUACCCAGCCCAGCCCGUCACAAACCAGCAUAAAGGACCCCUCCGACAAGACGUGCCACCUUCCCCUCCUCAGUCCCACCGAGCACCAGCUUAUCAUGAAAUUGUCCGACACCGUGGGACCAGUCCAGACCACUACCAGUACAGGCAACAGGAUCCCAGGCAGAAGAACCCCAUGACUGCAGCUGUAUAGCCAUGCACUGGACUCGCCAGCAGAGCCCAGGAGGAGUCCCAUCGGACAUCAUCCUUGUAGAAUUGUUCCCAAGCAUAGCUGCCUGUAAGAAUGGCACACGAGACCUGGAGUCGUUCUUACUGAGCUGGGCUCAGCGUAGGUGCUUUCUAACAGGCGAACUAAAAGCCACGUGAGGUACGAAGUGUUUUGAGUAUGUGAGGUACCAGACAGUUGUGUGUUUUUUAAUUCCUUUUAGAAAUAGAAAGUGGCUGCUGGAAAUGAAACACAACACUAAAUACACCUCAGGGCUAUUUACUGAAUCCAGUUACACCUAUACAGUACAUAGCUGUCUGUGUAAGGGCAGCAGAGUCACCAGAGUUUACUUCAGAGCGCUGUUGUAGAGCCUUUUAAGUGAGAACACAGCAUGCAGUAUGGAUGUCAUAUGGAGCUGGGGAUCUUGUGUAAUCCAGUGUGUGAUCAUGAGUUGACAAGGGACUACCACAGAAGUAGUGGCCACAUUCCAGCAGCUCUGUGCUUUAGGGAUGCUGCAGUUCCAGAUUUAUCAUCUGGUCUCUGUCUUCCUCUUUCUUUUUGGUGGUGGCAGCAUUUAUCUUGUAGCCUUUAUUUUUUGCAGUUUGUGAUCAAGAGUCUCAUUGCACUGCUGCAUUCGGAGUAAGACAAAAAACUUUAUCCUCUAUGCUUGGGCAGGCUCACAGAGGACAGGCAGCCAACCAGCCACCUGAGAACUGUGUCUGUGUGUGUGUGCUUGUGAAUGUUCCUUAGUUAUAUAGUGUGCACUCUUUAAUUGUAAACCCUGGAGAUCAGAUUCUCAGCUCCUGUCAGGAAGUGUCGUUCUUGGGGUAUCAGUGGAGCUGGCCUGUAAGAAGUGGCUGAGGAGGUGACUGUGGGCAUGAACUCCACAAUUCAUCUUAAGUUACUGUAUCUUAAGCAUUCUAAGUGCUGCCUUGGCUCCAUCAGGGCA